AUGGCCCAGGUCCAAACUCAACCUCAGCCAAAGGCCCAUCCACAAGCCCAUCCUCAGUCAAUGGCCCAGGUCCAAACUCAAUCUAAGCUGAAGGCCCAUCCUCAAGACCAUCCUCAGUCAAUGGCCCAGUCCCAAACUCAGCCUCAGCCAAAGGCCCAUCCUCAAGCCCAUCAUCAGGCAAUGGCUCAGACUCAAAUUCAUUCACAGUCCAUGGCCCAUCCACAGUCAAUGGCCCAUGGCCAGGGUAAAGCCCAUAUUCAGUCGAUGGCCUGGCCAAGUCAGGUUGAAUCUUUGACUCAACAUCAAACCCAGGCUCAACAUGUCAUCCAGCCUCAGGUUCAUUCUCAGCCUAUGACUCAGUAUUCUGCACAUGCUCAACCAUCAGUCCAGCUCCCGGGACAGAUCUUACAGGGCCAGCUACAGCCUUGGACUCAAGUCAGAGCCUCAUCUCCAAUAUCUGUCCAGCAUCCACAGGUUCAACCUCAGCUUUUCCCUCAGGGUUACCCCCAGGCACAAUCUCCAUCCCAGCUGUGGACACCCAAACAAGACCUACAAAACCAAGCCUUUACCCAGCAGAGACAUCCCAUUCCGCAACCAUACAUUCAGCAAAUAGAUCAAGCUUUACAGUCUCAGGUCUAUCCAACAGUUCAGGUCCUACCACAGUGGACCCAAAGUGGGCCCCAGCAAGGACCUCAGAUAAGGACACCUGGGUAUUCUCACAUGGGACAAUCAUAUACUCAUCCUCAAAUACAGCCACAAAUACAACACCAAGCCUUGGCUCAAACACAACCCCAGAUGAGGCCCCAAAGUCCCAUGCAACAACAGAUGAGAGCUUAUAAUAUUGUUCAGACACAAGGCCAAGUAGUGCCGCAAAUGUGUGUACGCCAGCGCCAGCCUCAUCCACAGUCUCCUUCUCAGCAAUAUUCACAGGUCCCGCAUCAGCCUGAAACUCAGCAUCAGCCCCAGAUGCAAAUUCAAAUACCUCAACAAUCACAAGUGCCACAUCCAACCCAUCCUCAGUUUCCUACACAGCCCCAAGUCCAAACAAAGCUGCAGGCCUCAUCGCAAACCCUUAUUCAGACACAGCAAUCAGUACAGACAAAGCCCCAUGCUCAGACUCAGCAGCCUCAGCUCAAUGUUCAGUCCCAGGAGCCUCCUCCACAACCCAAACAGACCCAACUACAACCACAACUGAAAAUUCAGCCAGCAGCUCAACCAAAAAGGGAAAUACCUUCACAGCCAAAGCCUCUAGCCCAGUUAGCACCACAACCAGAGGUUCAAUCCACAACUCAAACUAAGACUGGAUCACUGCCACAAUCUGUACCUGAGCCCCAGUUGCCACCAAAACCCGUGGCUCUGUCACCAACCCAACCCAAGGAUGGAUCACCUCCGCAAUCCAAGUCACAGCCACAAACUGAGACUCAAAUACCAACUCAAACAAAGGUUCAUUCUCAAACCCAACCUAAGACUGCAUCACUGCCACAACCUGUCCCUGAGUCCCAGUUGACACCACAGCCCACAGUUCAGUUACCAACCACACCCAUUGAUGGAUCACCUCCACAGUACAAGUCACAGGCCCAAAAAGCACCACAACCUGAAGCUUCAUCACCAUCUCAAACAAAGGUUCAGUCACCAACCCAACUCACAUCCCAAUCUAUGCCACAACCUGUACCUCAGGCACAGCCCCCACCACAGCCCCAACUUCAGGCUCAGUCACCACAGUUACCCAAGGCCCAACCUAGCGCACAUUCCAAGGUUCAAUCACCCCCACAGGCCAGAUCUCAGAUCCAACCACUUCCUCUACAGUCCCAAACAAUUGUACUCUCUCAGGUCAAUGUGCUACCUCAGUCCCAGGCUGAGUCUCCUGACCUCAUCAAACCCCCGGCGCUGGCUCAGGCACCUCCACAGGCUUACACAGAGGCUUAUGCCAAGGCCCAGGCUUUGGCCAGAAAUGGCUUUGAGGAGGCCAAGCACUGCCUGCAGGAGCACAUCCUGGAAGCCAUCAACGUCUUCAGAGACAAACACAUAUCACCCGAACAAGCGUCAGUGAAAGAGGAGACCCUGAAGACCCUGGACCCAGAGUUGCUGGAGGAGUUCCUCAGAGCAGCCAAGGGCAUGGAGGCCUUCUGUACCCCCCCACAGCUCAGAGACAUGGAGUUCUUCACCCAGUCUGUCAGAUCUCAGUGGGAGGCUUGUUUUGCAGUGGAUGGCAGCUUUGCUCAGGCAGGGCAGCACCUUCAGGCCUUGAAGGAGCUGUGCGACACCCUGAGCCCGGAGGACGCUCACCGCCUCGCCCAGACGCAGCUGAGGGAGUGUGAGAAGAGGCUGGCUGCCAUCCAGCACCAGUUCAGCGGAGACCAAGAGACACCACUCCCCGAUUCUAGGAUCCCUGUUGCCUUCAGUGAGGAUGUGACCACACAAGAGGAGCACGAGAUACCUCAAGUCUCAGCUGAGGUUUCCCAAGUGACGGUAAAGACGGUCAGUGUGGAGAGGAGGGAGGUUGAGAAGCAGACGUCAGUAGAGGAGGACGUCACCAAGAAGGAGGCUUUUGAGAGAUAUGAGAACUGUAAGAGGACCCUACAUGCACAGCUUUCUAAAAACGAACAGAGCAUCAAGGAUAUCCCCUCGGACUCCACCUCUCUGAAAGGCUUACACACACGUUUGCAGGAAAUACAGUUCUUGAGGCAGGAGACGGAGUCCCUGUGGUCUGAGUAUGGAAACCUGUGCUCCCAGUGUUCCCAGUUGGGUGGUAACACUGGUCUGGAGCAGGAGAAGGUGGAGCUGCAGGAGCAGUGGCGCAGCCAACAGUGUAACCUUCAGAGGAGAGGCAGCUCGCUGGGCGCCGCCCUCAGACAGGUCGACUCCACAGAGAACCACAUGGUGGACUUCUCCGACCGCCUGGACCGGUACCUGAGGCAGCCCAAAGACAUCAGCGCCUUCACACUGGCCAACACCAACAUCCUGAAAGAUAUUAAGGAACUAGAUGAGAACAUCCAGAGUGAGCUGGACCAGCUGUCCCGUCUGGACCAUGAAUCCAGCGACCUGGACCCCAGAGACUGUUUCCCUCUGUCCCGCGAGGUCGAGACCCACAGAACCAGCCUAGAUCAGCUCCGACAGCAGGUCCGCAAGAGUGAGGCUGCCGCCCGCGCCCUCGACCGGUUCCUCAUGUCACUGCGCACUGUGGAUGAAGACAUCUCCGGAGUCCAAGGUGCCCCCUGCAGUGAUGCUACGAUACUGCAGGACGGUCGAUCCAAGCUGGCUCUGAUCAGGCAGAGCAUCGACAGUCUGAAAGAAAAGGCGCCACAGCUGGAUCUGCUCCUGCAGGGAGCCAGACUGACGGUCACCAGGGAUGGUGUCCCAGCCUCCUGCCUGGACAUGGUGACGGCUCUGCUGAGGCGGCUGGAGGAAGCUGACAGUGGUUUGGCUGUUCAGCAGCAGGGGCUCGUCAAGGAGACCCAGAGUAAAUCCCUGGGCCUGAGGAAGAGGGCGCUGCUCGCUGAGCUGAGGAAGCUGCAGGAUAUGAUUGAAACACAAAGCCUGAAGGAGCCCACCAUACCUGCAGUGCAGCACAGGCUUCGUGCCCUGUCAGAUCUGGAGGUCCAGCUGCAGGCCCAGCGUGCCGAGCUCCAGAACCUCCGUGAACUUCAGGAGAAACAGGGAGAAGCAGAGCACCUCAUGCAGGAGGUAGAGACGCAGUGGAAGGAGACUCACAAAGGUUUCUUUGAAAGGAAGAAGCGUUGUGACGUCCUGCUGGAGAAUCUGAAGAAGUUUCAGAGCUGCCGCAGUCACCUGAGCAACACCCUGCAGAGAGCGGAGCAGACCAUCGGUGAUCAGGCUUCCUACAUGGGCAAAGACAACCUGUACAGAAGUAUUACCAAGGUCAGUGACACUAAGGAGGAGCUGGCUGGUCUCAGGGAGCGUAUGGAGGAGAUGAGAGGUGUUUGCAAACAGCUGCAGUCUCAGCUGAAGACGCUCCCAGACUGCAGCCAGUCUUCGUUUGAAGCAGAGGCUGAUACUCUGAUGGACAACUGGCUGGAUGUGACAGAGAAGACGGAUGCGUACAUUGACAACCUCAAGGUGGGACUGGAGCUGUGGGAGAAGCAGCUGAUGCUCGGCGGGGAGGUGGAUAACUGGGCCGGAGCAAAACUCGCCCUGUUUGCAGAGAGUCAUCCCUUCUACAACGAGCGAGAAGUUCUUGCCAUGAGGGAUGAGAUCCAUGCAAAUGAGGAGAACAUUGAACAUUUCCACAAGAAGUCAGUGGAGAUCCAGGAAAUGCUGCAGGGUCAGGAGGCUCCGCUGGAACUGCAGGUGAUGGAAACCCAGCUGAGGAAGAGGAUGGAGCAGGUGAAGGAGCUGUUCACCGACUGCACCGACGUGUUUGAGGAGCUGAUAGCUGUGAAGAAACACCUCGCUGAGAAGAUCCACGAGUGUCAGACAGCUGUGCAGAGCAUCCAGUGUUCUCUGAGUAAAGUCGAUGCUUCAGGGCCACAAGUCGAGGCCCAGCUACAGGAUCUGCUCACUAAUCUGGAGACUCAGCAGGAGCAGGCCGAGGCUGUGUUGAAGGAGGUGCGUUUGGUUUCCAGUGUGGCCAGUCCUCAGGUGCUGGAAGCUCUGUCUGUGGACUGCAGCCGACUAACAGAGGCCAUCUCCCGCACUAAGGACAUGAUUCACCUGAAGAAAGAGGAACGGGACAAGGGCCUGCUCAAAGUGCUCAAAGAUGAGAGGCAGUCCUUUGAGGAAUGGUUCCAGGACUUGCAGCUGUCUGUCAACGAGUGCUUCGAAAACCCUGAGAGCAAAACAGAUGUGGAGACGUCUCUGCAAAGACUCACUGCUUUCUUAAAAUCCAAGGAUGCAGAGCGACGUCUGGAUCAGAUGAAAGUUCAGCUGGAGAAAGGCAGAGAGCAGAUUCCUCCCCAGCAGCUCUCUGAGCUCAGCGGCUGGAUGAAGGAGCAGCAGGAGGAGGUGGGAACGUUCAGAACCCACUGCCACAACAGGCAGCAGCAAAUGAAGACACUCCUCAGUGACCUGAACAGUUUACAAAAGCAGCAUGACAGCUUCCGUGAGUGGCUGCAGACCAAAGAGAAACAGUCUGUGGUGUCGGACAAAGACAAACGUCUUGUCCAAGAGCUUCAGGAUCAGAGUGGUCGAGCGGAGACCCUGAGUGUGCUGUUAGCAUCAGUGCGCAGACAAGGCGUCAGAGGGGAGACCCUCCUGAAAGACGGCGAUAACCUGAUCCAACGCUACAGAAACCUGGAGGCUCGGCUGCAGGCCAAGGCCCAGACUGACCUGGAGGGGGAGUGCGACAGGUUCGAUUCCCAGGCUGAGAGCACCAGGACCUGGAUCGGAGACCUUCUGCAACCCCUCAGCUCCACUGACGUCCAGACGGAGGAGAUGAAGUGCAAAGCACAGAUGAUCCUGAGCUCCAAACCUGAGGGAGAAUCUAAGAUGAACAACCUGUGGACACAAAGCCAGAGUCUGUGUGAGCAGGAGGAGCUGGACGAGAGGAGGAGACAACAAGUCCUCCAGUCGGUCAGAGAAACAGAGAAGCAGUGGACGGCCGCCCUGCAGACGGCAGAGGAGGCUCUCAACAAGGUGGAAACUCAAGCUCUGUUAGACAAAGACAUGUGUGCUUUCAAAACCCAGAGUGAAAAUGUCCAGUCCUGGAUAAGAGACCAGGAACAGAACCUGCAGUCUGUCAGCGGACACGUGCCAGUCGAGGAGAAGCUGCAGAUCUCACAAGCUACUCUCAACUCCAGACCUGAGGGAGAGUCAAAGCUCCACGAGCUGAAGCAACAGUGUCAGAGACUGUGUGACAACCAGGCGAUGGACGACAGCAGGAGACAUGAGGUUCAGGACGCAGUCAGACAGGGAGAGGAGCAGUGGGGGAAAGUGUUGAACGCUGCAGAGGAGGCUCUGGACAAGGCGAAGACCGAAGCUGCGUCCGACAGAGAGUUCGAUUCUUUCAAAACCCAAAGUGAACACACCCAGACCUGGAUGAAGGAGCAGAAGCAGCAGCUGUUGUCCCUCAGUGGUCCCAUGCAGUGUGAGCAGAGGCUACAGAUUUCACAGGCUGUUUUAAGCGACUCGCCCGAGGGCGAGACGAAGGUGCUCGACCUGAAGAGACGAGGCGAGAGUCUGUGCGAUGGCCUGGAGCAGAACAGGAGGUCUGAGCUGCAGCAGCUGGUGGAGGACGCGCAGCAGCAGUGGAGGACGGUCCUGCAGGCUGCUGGACAGGCUGAGCUCAGAUGUCUCUCAGACGACUUUGACACGCAGAGUAAAAACACUCAGUCGUGGAUCAGAGACAGACAACAGACGUUACAGUCCGCCGGUUGUCACACACCACCUGAGGAAAGAUGUCGCACAGCUCAGAGCGUCUUGGGCUCCAGACCUGAAGGAGACUGUCAGGUCAACAAUCUGAGACGACGAGGUCAGAGUCUGUGCGACCACAGAGACGCAGACGAGGGCAGGAGGCUGCACGUCCAGCAGACGGUCCGAGACACGGAGGAGCAGUGGAGGACGGUCCUGCAGGCAGCCAGUCAGAUGAAGGAUAAUGCAGACGCUCAGGUCACCAAGGAGACGGAGAGGAGGAACCUGGAGUUGAGAGAAUUCGAUGCCCAUCAGCAGGACGCCGGGCGCUGGCUCACAGACUUCCAACAACGAGUGAGCUCACUGAGCAGCAGAACCAAAGCUGAGGACAAGCUGCUCACAGCACAGGACAUUUUGCUCUCCAAACCUGACGGAGACUCCAAACUCCAGGAGCUGAAGAGACGAGGCCUGAGCCUGAGCCGACAGGACCUCGAGGAACAGAAGAAACGGGAGGUUGAGCGACAAGUGAGAGACGCUGAGGAUCAGUGGAGCAGAGUCCUGCAGGAGGCUAAACAGGCCCUGGAUCAGGCUGAGAAGCAGUGUGCUCUGGAGGGUCGGCUGAGGGACUACGAGACCCUGAGAGAAAAAACCAGAGCCUGGCUGCAAGACAAGCAGCAGAGCCUGGUCUCUGUGGAUGCUCAGAUGGAUCCAGAGGAGAAGAUAAUGACCGCACAGACGAUCCUGAGCUCAAGGCCCGAGGGCGACUCCAAGCUGACCGAGCUGAGGAGACACAGCCAGAGUCUGUCUGACCAGGAGGACCUGGAGGAGAGCACGAGACGAGAGGCCGAGCAGACGGUGAAAGACUCGGAGGAGCAAUGGAGGACGGUUCUUCAAACCGCAGAGAACACUCUGAAGAAAGCCGAGGUCCAGUACUCGCUCUCCAGGGAAAUGGAGGCCCUGUGUGCCCAGGCAGGGAGCACUAAACGCUGGGUGAAAGAUCUGCAGGAACAGGCCGACUCCAAAGGGAAAGGCCCUCGGGGUAGUCAGGCUCAGCUGGAGGACAGGCUGACCACAGCACAGGUAAUUUUAAGCUCCAAGUCCAACGGUGAGGCUCAAGUGACGGAGCUGAAGAGACGAGCUCAGAGUCUCUGUGGACAAAAAGACUUUGAGGGGGAGAAGAAGCUGGAGGUUCAGCAGAAGGUGUCAGACAUCGAGGAGCAGUGGAGGACGCUCCUUCGUUCUGCUGAAGAAACUCACAGAGAGCUGAAGGGUGUCGUGGAGCAGCUGGUGUCCUGUCGCCACAAGCGAGGCCAGGCCGAGGCCCAACUGGCCGAGAUCCAGAAGCAGACGUCCAACCUGCCGCUCGUCUUCCCUUGGCCCGGCCUGGGAGAGCGGCGGCAGGCGGUGGAACAGGCGCAGGCCCUGCUCGACCGGAGCACGGCCCUGGCCCCGGUCCUCUCCGACGUGUGCACGCAGACUGAGAAGCUGUUUGACAUCACAAAGGACCCGGGCUGGGCCGAUCCGUCCUGGGCAGCAAAGGAGGAGUCGAUCCCUGCUCUGCUGAAAGAGCUGACGGCUGCAGUGGCGAACCUGGAGCAGGGCGUCCUGACGGAGAGGCAGUGCACUCAGCUGGUGGAGCAGCACGUGGCAGCUCAGGACUGGCUGAGGGAGCAGGUGAAAGGCCUGGCAGCUCCUCCAGAGGACAGACAGGGUCUGCACGGAGCCGUCAACACUCUGAAGGUCAGAUACUGGAACACUGACACUCUGAAG
Molecule: messenger RNA, 8076 nt
Organism: Paralichthys olivaceus (Japanese flounder)
Lineage: Eukaryota; Metazoa; Chordata; Actinopteri; Pleuronectiformes; Paralichthyidae
Source: RefSeq, a predicted model, not a curated record